Molecule: messenger RNA, 2273 nt
Organism: Microbotryum saponariae
Lineage: Eukaryota; Fungi; Basidiomycota; Microbotryomycetes; Microbotryales; Microbotryaceae
Source: the annotation of a GenBank genome assembly
AUGUCAGGUCGAUAUGGCGUCCCCGCGGCGCAGGAGCUGCGGCUCGCCAAAAAGGGGUCCACCCCGGGCGUGAUGCGUCGUACUGCGGUGCUCAAUCCGGCCGACCGUGGCCUGCUGCGAGACCACAACCUCCGCCUCGUCCUGCCCGGAUGGUCGCCCCCGUUGUUGGUCGCGUUCCGCAUGAUCAUCCUCGUGCGGUUCUUUGCAGCCAUGUACACCUCCCUCACCGGCUACGAGGAGGCGUUCGACCACUGGGAGCCGCUACACUACCUCGUGCGCGGCCACGGGUUCCACUCGAGGAGCUACUCGGCCGACCACCCGCUGCAGUCCUAUGUCCUGCUCGUCCUCGCCGCCAUCCCUGCGCGCAUCGGAUCUCUGUCCAACUAUUCGAACAAGGUCAGUUCAGCCAGAGUGUCCCAGGUGCGACGCUUUCCACCGACUGACGCGAGAUUUCACCUCCGCAGCGCGUGUGCUUCUUCCUCGUGCGACUCGUGCUCGGCACCUUGUCUUCUUACGCCGAGGCCUUCUUCUACCGCGCCGUCACGGACCAUGUCUCGCCUCAUGUCGGACGAUACGUUCUGUGGGCGCUCAUCUUCUCUUCCGGGUUCUACGAAGCGGCCACGUCCUUCGUCCCCGCGACCGCCGCGCUCUUCUUCGUUCUGCUCGCCUCGGCCUUCGCACUUCGUCCCGCAGACGUCACCACUCGACGGAUCGUCAUGCUCGUCACGGGCUUUGUGGCCGCUUCCUUCAUCUCGACGCCCUUGGUCGCAUUGCUCGCAGCGCCUUUCGUUGUCGAGCAACUGUUGAUGCAGGGCACCGAGCAAAAGAUCCCGGCCGGGCAGUCCGCGGCUACCAUGGCGGACAGGGCCGGUCAGCUCGGCUUAGCACUUGCUGCAAGUGCAAGUGUCUUGGUGAGUUGGCAAUUGGAGGCGACAUGGUACUGGAACGAGUGUUGACCCACCGAUAAUUAUGCAUCACCAGUUACCGAUUGUGCUCUUCGACUCACGAGCCUAUGGACAAUUCACGAUCGUGCCUCUGAACGUGCUCAAGCAAACCCUCGCCACGACGUCAUUUUCGCCCAACCUCGCGACCUUGUCCUACUACCUGUACCACUCGCUGCUCCAGCUCAACGUUCUUCUCCCUCUCGGCCUUCUCUCCCUUCCCGCUUUGGCCAUCACCGUCAGGGUCGACCCCAAGCGAUUCGGCGAUUUGCGCGAUCGUCUUCCUGGACAGACCCACCCUGCUCUGUCCUUGGCUCUUCGACUUGUCCCCAUGCACGUCUGGCUCGUCGCGCUCUCGAUGCAACCUCGACGUGACCCGACUUUGCUCUUCCCCGCUUUGCCAUUCUUCUUGCUCAAUGGCACCACAACGAUCUACUUUGCAAGGUGCUGGGUCGAACAGGCGUACCUGUCCGUCACCAAGUCCCCCUACAAGGUUCGUCCUUGUCCGUGACUCGUUCUCUUUGCUUGCUCGGUGAGCUUACAGGUCAUCUUUAUGCUCGUACAGUCGACUAAGACGGUCCUCUUUGGCAACGUCACGCGCGGAUUCAUGUUCGUAACGUGCCUGCUCUCAUUCGCUCGCAUCCGAGCAGAGUACGAGCACUUCCACGGUCCUUUGAUGAUCUACGCUCACCUGCAAAAUUACGAGCUCCCUCGCUUGGCCAUUUCGCGUUUCCCCGGAGCGUACGGCAAGAAGGCUCCCGAUCCGACCCUGCCUCGACUCAACUUUAGCAUUGCGCUUGACGAAUGCGAAACGGUGAUUCCGCUCGAUCGCUUGAGCGAGUUCCACCUCCGCUUGUGCUUAGGUGCCGAGGCGAAGCGUUUCCCCAGUCACUUCUUGGUCCCUGAUCAGCUCGAUGUCAAGUUCAUCGAAGGUGUCGAGGGCCAUGUGCCGCAACCUUGGGUCCCGAGUGGUGGGUCGGGGUUGUGGGGGCGUGCGACGAACAUCAGCCCGAGUCGAACGCAGGUUUUGGAGGGAUUGGUAAGUUGAGAAGCCCCGGGCAGGAGUGUCUCAUUUCACUGAGCUGAUUCCGUCUUUUUUGACAGGUGGAGGAAUCGACAUGUCACUAUGUGAUCGACGUAGACGAGCCCGAUACGGCCAAAGCCCCUCGGUUCGCCUACUCCGAGUGGGACCGCGUGCUGUGCAUGCCGAUGCUCGACGUCGCCAAGUCGUCCACCUGGGCCACCAAGUGGAAGUUGCCCUUACCGGCCAGUUGGCAAGGACAGACGACGUACAACGAGUACUGUUUGCUGAGAAGUAAAAAGUUGUUAUAG